AUCUCUCAGUCCCAGCGCCCUCUCGCUCCUCUCAUUUCUCGGGGGAUAGGCGGCGGGGGUCGGGCUGACCCCGCGGCGGGAGCUGAGACUGAGGAAGCUUGUGGAGAUGAUGAGGGAGCACAUUCCGAGCACUGAGAAAAGGUUGGAGACCAGCUGGUAGCUGCAGUAAACUGGAACUUUGUGAAGGUGAGGGGGAGUAAGGCUGGAAUAAGGUGUGAAAGCAAAAUGGCGGGAAACAGCCUUGUUCUACCAAUUGUUCUUUGGGGUCGUAAAGCACCAACACACUGCAUCUCAACUGUGCUUUUAAUGGAUGAUGGGGCUACAAUUGUAACAGGAUGUCAUGAUGGACAAAUAUGCCUCUGGGAUCUUUCCCUAGAACUGGAAAUUAACCCUCGGGCUCUCUUGUUUGGCCAUACAGCUUCCAUUACUUGUUUGUCCAAAGCUUGUGCUUCUAGUGACCGGCAGUAUGUAGUGAGUGCAUCUGAAAGUGGAGAAAUGUGCCUUUGGGAUGUAAGUGAUGGCAGAUGUAUUGAGUUUACGAAAUUAGCUUGCACACAUACUGGCAUACAGUUCUACCAGUUCUCUGUUGGGAAUCAGCGUGAAGGGAGACUGCUGUGCCAUGGACAUUACCCUGAAAUUCUGGUUGUGGAUGCCACCAGCCUUGAGGUUCUUUACUCCUUAGUGUCGAAGAUAUCUCCUGACUGGAUUAGCUCUAUGAGUAUUAUUCGAUCACACCGAACACAAGAGGAUACUGUUGUAGCAGUUUCAGUAACAGGAAUCUUGAAAGUUUGGAUUGUUACAUCUGAAGUUAGUGAUACCCAGGAUACUGAGCCAAUAUUUGAAGAAGAAUCCAAACCAAUUUAUUGUCAGAAUUGCCAAAGUAUUUCUUUCUGUGCAUUUACCCAAAGGUCACUUUUGGUUGUGUGUUCCAAAUAUUGGAGGGUAUUUGAUGCUGGAGAUUAUUCUCUGUUAUGUUCUGGCCCCAGUGAAAAUGGACAAACGUGGACAGGAGGUGACUUCAUAUCAGCAGAUAAAGUUAUUAUUUGGACAGAAAAUGGACAAAGUUAUAUUUACAAACUACCUGCCAGUUGCCUACCUGCUAGUGGUUCAUUCCGCAGUGAUGUUGGAAAAGCUGUUGAAAAUUUAAUUCCUCCUUUACAGUAUGGUCUCUUGGAUAGAGAGGAUAAAGAGUUAUUUAUCUGCCCUCCUGUUACUCGAUUCUUUUAUGGACGUAGGGAUUGCUUCCAUAAGCUACUUAUUCAAGGAGACUCUUCAGGAAGAUUGUGUAUUUGGAAUGUACCAGACACACUUGAAAAACAGGAAGCUGCAGAAGGAUUGGAAAUGACAACUUCAAUUUGUUUACAAGAGGCCUUUGGUAAACUCACUCCUUGUCCUGCUGGAAUCAUAGAUCAACUGAGUUUGGUUCCUAAUAGCAGUGAACCUUUGAAAGUUACAGCAAGUGUGUACAUUCCAUCCCAUGGACGACUAGUUUGUGGUCGUGAAGAUGGAAGCAUAAUUAUUGUGCCAGCAACACAAACUGCUAUAGUCCAGCUGCUACAGGGGGAACACAUGCUCCGGAGAGGUUGGCCACCUCACCGAACUCUUCGGGGUCAUCGGAACAAAAUUACAUGUUUACUAUAUCCUCAUCAGGUCUCAGCUCGUUAUGACCAAAGAUACUUGAUCUCUGGAGGAGUGGAUUUCUCUGUCAUAAUCUGGGAUAUAUUUUCUGGAGAAAUGAAACAUAUCUUCUGUGUGCAUGGUGGAGAGAUUACUCAGCUCCUUGUUCCACCUGAAAACUGUAGUACAAGGGUGCAACACUGCAUCUGCUCUGUAGCCAGUGACCAUUCUGUAGGACUUCUGAGUUUGAGAGAGAAAAAAUGUAUCAUGUUGGCAUCUCGUCACCUUUUUCCCAUCCAAGUAAUAAAGUGGAGGCCUUCAGAUGAUUACCUAGUGGUUGGCUGUUCAGAUGGCUCUGUAUAUGUCUGGCAAAUGGAUACUGGUGCACUGGAUCGUUGUGUGAUGGGGAUUACAGCAGUCGAGAUAUUGAAUGCUUGUGAUGAAGCAGUUCCUGCUGCAGUCGAUUCUCUUAGUCAUCCAGCUAUUAAUUUAAAACAGGCUAUGACAAGACGUAGUCUUGCUGCUCUAAAAAAUAUGGCCCAUCACAAGCUACAAACCCUUGCCACUAAUCUCUUGGCUUCUGAAGCAUCUGACAAAGGAAAUUUACCUAAGUAUUCUCAUAAUUCUCUGAUGGUUCAAGCAAUAAAGACUAACCUAACAGAUCCGGACAUACAUGUUCUCUUCUUUGAUGUGGAAGCAUUGAUUAUUCAGCUACUGACCGAAGAAGCCUCUAGGCCGAAUACUGCCCUUAUUUCCCCAGAGAGUUUGCAUAAAGCAUCUGGCAGUGCUGACAAAGGGGGCUCUUUCCUGACUGGCAAAAGAGCAGCCGUACUCUUCCAACAAGUCAAAGAAACAAUCAAAGAGAACAUAAAGGAACAUCUCCUUGAUGAUGAAGAUGAGGAUGAGGAGAUGCUGAGGCAGAAGAGAGAAGAAAGUGAUCCAGAGUACCGAUCUAGCAAAUCUAAGCCAUUGACUUUAUUAGAGUAUAAUCUAACAAUGGAUACAGCAAAGUUGUUUAUGUCCUGUCUUCAUGCCUGGGGUCUGAAUGAAGUUCUAGAUGAAGUUUGUCUGGACCGCCUUGGAAUGCUUAAACCCCACUGCACAGUCUCCUUUGGUCUUUUGUCAAGAGGAGGCCACAUGUCAUUGAUGCUUCCUGGUCAUAACCAGCCUGUAUGUAAGGCGUCCUGUGGAAAACCAAAAUUCUCAGCCACUGAGGGAGUAGGAAAAGGAACCUAUGGAGUAUCCCGGGCUGUCACCACUCAGCACCUUCUGUCUAUUAUAUCUUUGGCAAAUACUUUAAUGAGUAUGACCAAUGCAACUUUUAUUGGUGAUCAUAUGAAGAAGGGCCCUGUCAGGCCACCUAGGCCAAGCACCCCAGACUUUUCUAAAAUGAAGGGUUCCCCUCCGACUUCCAGUAAUGUUGUGCAAGGACAGAUUAAACAAGGAUGGAGUCAGCUAGCUGCUAUGCAUUGUGUUAUGCUUCCAGACCUACUGGGAUUGGAUAAAUUUAGACCUCCACUUCUAGAAAUGCUGGCUCGUAGAUGGCAGGAUCGAUGCCUGGAGGUAAGAGAAGCAGCUCAGGCUUUACUGUUAGCUGAAUUGAGAAGGAUUGAACAAGGAGGACGAAAAGAAACAAUUGAUGCUUGGGCUCCUUAUUUACCUCAAUAUAUGGAUAGUGUUAUAUCACCUGGAGUGACAGCAGAAUCCAUUCAGACCGCAACUGCCAGUCCAGAUGCCUUGGGGACUGAAACUAAAGUCCAAGAAGAAGAGCAUGAUCUUGUUGAUGAUGACAUCACAGCAGGCUGCCUAUCAUCAGGUCUCCCACAAAUGAAAAAAAUAUCUACAUCAUAUGAAGAAAGACGUAAACAGGCUACAGCUAUUGUUUUAUUAGGAGUGAUAGGAGCUGAAUUUGGUGCAGAAAUUGAGCCUCCAAAAUUGUUGACAAGACCUCGAAGUUCCAGCCAAAUUCCUGAAGGGUUUGGUUUGACCAGUGGUGGAUCCAACUAUUCAUUAGCCAGACAUACUUGCAAGGCAUUGACAUUCCUUCUCCUACAACCACCUAGUCCUAAACUCCCUCCACAUAGCACAAUCAGAAGAACUGCUAUUGAUCUAAUUGGACGAGGUUUUACAGUAUGGGAGCCGUAUAUGGAUGUGUCUGCUGUCCUGAUGGGCCUUCUUGAGCUUUGUGCCGAUGCUGAGAAGCAACUUGCUAACAUCACAAUGGGGCUGCCCCUGAGUCCAGCAGCUGACUCCGCCCGCUCUGCGAGACAUGCCCUCUCACUCAUUGCCACAGCCAGACCACCCGCCUUUAUCACAACUAUUGCCAAGGAGGUACAUAGACAUACUGCUCUAGCAGCGAACACCCAAUCACAGCAAAAUAUCCACACUACAACUCUUGCUCGAGCUAAAGGGGAGAUCCUGAGAGUCAUUGAAAUCCUUAUUGAAAAAAUGCCCACAGAUGUUGUUGAUCUUCUUGUUGAGGUUAUGGACAUUAUAAUGUACUGUCUUGAAGGAUCUUUAGUUAAAAAGAAGGGACUUCAAGAGUGUUUCCCAGCCAUCUGCAGGUUCUACAUGGUCAGCUAUUAUGAACGGAAUCACAGAAUAGCAGUUGGAGCUCGCCAUGGUUCAGUGGCCCUGUACGACAUUCGGACUGGAAAAUGUCAGACAAUUCAUGGGCACAAGGGGCCAAUAACUGCUGUGGCAUUUGCUCCUGAUGGACGAUAUCUUGCCACCUACUCAAACUCUGACAGUCACAUUUCCUUCUGGCAGAUGAAUACCUCACUGUUGGGAAGUAUUGGCAUGCUGAACUCAGCACCCCAACUUCGCUGUAUUAAAACUUACCAGGUGCCCCCUGUCCAGCCUGCAUCCCCUGGGUCACAUAAUGCGCUCAGACUGGCCCGGCUGAUCUGGACUUCGAAUCGCAAUGUUAUUCUAAUGGCCCAUGAUGGAAAGGAGCAUCGAUUUAUGGUCUAGAAUUAAGGUCUAUGUUAUUAUAAUUUUUUUUUUAAAAUUCUCUGUAAGCCUAUAUUUCUCCAUCCUUACUCAUACUGGAUUUACCCACAUCAGUGCCUAUAGAAGUCAUCGAGUGGGAUCAGCCAGAUAAGCAACAUUUGUGCAUGGUUCUUUCUGUAGGGCAGAAUCCCCUUUGUACCAACUAUGGAUUCAGAGGCACAUACUUACCAACUCAAUAGUCUGUGGUUAUUUGAUCACCAGAUGGUUUUUCCCUGCCAUUGGUGGGAGAGAAAAGAAGGCAGUUAUUGGGAAGGUUCUUGUUGCUUGGUGCAGCAGAAGCUGGAAAAUCAAUGAACACUGUGAUUGCACUCCCUGACUAGAUCAGCAUUUUCAGGAAUUUAAGCCCAAGCUCUGACAUACAGUAGAAUCUAGUAGCUUUGAUAUUGGAUGUUGAGGUAAUAUGGCAGUCCUAAUUAUCAACAUAAUUUUCUUUUGGGUUUCUUAAUACAUACUACUAUUUACCAAAAAGUUUCUACAUUUACAUGUACUUUCCUCAGGUGAUCACUGGGUGAUUACUCGGUCCAGUGUUCUAGACCUUAUCAGUUACCUUCCUUUUUAAGGAUCUAACUGGUUUGAGAGAAGUGAGAAAGUAUAUGGAGAAAUUUUCAACAUAAAACAGCCUCUUUUAGGCAAAUGCCCUUCUGUAAUGUUCAAGUGAUGGCUUAUUCAUUAGAUAGUUUAAUCCAUUGCUUGUUGUGAUCUAAACAAAAGAAGUAUCUAGUCCACAUAACAAUACCUUCAGUUUUGCACAAUAAAAAACAAAACCUAAGAUCAUUCUUGUAUACAUAUAUAUGGAGAUACUUUUUUUUUUCUGAAAAAGAGCUUAUUCCCCCCAGAAAUAUUUCAAAUCUAUGAAUCAAAUUGUAGGAAAUUACAUUUGUGGCAUGUCAGUUAUCAUGCUGAUAAUUCUAAUGUUGAAUUUAGCCUUCAAAAACCAUUGAUUGAGUAAAGGAGGUUUUGUUUGUUUUUGCAAAAACUCUGCCAAAAUGAAAAUAUCCUAGGUAAUUAGCAAACAUGGCACAAAAUUGUGAAAAACAUAUGAAAGGUGAAUGAUUUAUGUUUCUGUAAAUUUGCUUGAAUAUAAUAUCCAAAGGAGGAUUUUUUCUUCUUCAGCGUAUUUAGGUGUUCAUUUUUUUCUGCUACAUAUCAGUUUGUCAAAUUAUGCUAGUUCAUGCUCACAGUAAUAAAAGAAAUCCUUAAAAUAAUAUUUUGUAUAAACUAUUCCUAACAAAUAUUGAUGUAUGUAUAGUUUUGUUGGCUUAAGGAUUUGUAGGGUAGGGGACUAGUGGCCAUUUUGUCUGAAAACUCAUGAAAGGAAAAUGUUCUGUAAGUUAAUGAUUAGAGAAAAAGAAAAUAUGGAACUCACUGAGAAACCAAAAGUGGUAAUAAAGGAAGAAAGCAAACGAUUGCUUCUAAAUUUAAAAAUCAUUGAUUUUUCAAAGAGAGAGUUUAUGUAAUAUAUGGAAAAAGUAAGAUCACAGUCUACACACAGCAACACAUCUAUUGUUUUACUGAAGUGAGUUUGUAAAGAACAGAAAAAGAAAUUAAGACCAUUAGGAAUGUUUCCCUCAUAUUGUUGUAAAGUGUAUUAUUUCUAACUGUGGCAAAGCUGUAGUAUUCCCUGGUGGUCAAAUUCUGUAGUAUGGAUAUUUUUUGAAGUGAAUUUAUGCCACGUGCAUGAGUAUUGUAUUUAUAAAGACUAUAUGUGUAGUUUCCGAGGAAGAAGUAAAGACCUAUACAGCAUAAUCUUUGUUUGAUGAAUAUGCUGUCAUGCUCAAUUUAGAUAGAGAACUAUGAAGAAAAACUAAAAGGUGCACUUUAUUUAUUUUCCAGUAGGCUACCUGAGCCAUGAACACCCUGAGUCAUGUUCUUGGAAGGAGCAUGUCCAUGUUUAUUUUCUGAAUCUAAAAGAGAAUUAAUUUCUUCUAGUGUACAAAAAUAUUUUGGGAUGAUAUUGUAAAAGUGUACCUUAAGAAGAGUAAACUGCCUGUGUUUCUUUUAUAAACAAACCAUUUAAAUACUUCACAAGAAGGAACAGGACAAGACAACAGCCUCAUUUCAUCUCUUCCAGAUACAGUUGUGGUAUAGAGAAGAAAAUAAAUUGGGAAAGCUACAUGAGUCAGAAUGCUCCAGAGAUUAACAUCUUUCCAUCUCUCACAAUCUCUGUCCAAGCAGACCAUCAGAGUUAUGGGCCAGGAGCAGGUUCCGUUACCAAGCCCUGGAGUGGGGUGAUGUUAGCUAGUAGACAUAUCCAACUACUACACUAAAAUUGGCCUAUUGGUUAAACACAAACCUCUUCACCACUUUGUCAACUAUAGUCCCAAACUUCAUUCCAGCUUAGAUCUCUCAGCACCGUGGUAAACUUCGUAUUGUCACUCCAGUGUAAGCUUUUAGUGUUUUAUUGAUUUGUUAGUACUGUAUUUGGACUUGUCCUUGUAAAUGUAGAGACAUCUGUGGCUUCAUUGGCAGUUUAUAAGCAAAAGAUGACAUGAUGGGACACCUGUAUGAAAAUGUUGUGAUGACUGAAGUGACUAUGGGUCACAAAUGAGCUGAAAUGUCUGCCAGAUUCCACUUAAUAGAUGCUCUGUGCACUAAAUGUCCCUGUGUACAUAUGUGUGUGAAAUAAAACUGAAUUGUACUGAAAAACA
This is a messenger RNA of Vombatus ursinus (common wombat), 7277 nucleotides long. RefSeq names its product WD repeat domain 7 (gene WDR7). Bases 226 to 4590 code for a protein of 1454 amino acids. Gene Ontology annotation, cellular component: cytoplasm. Gene Ontology annotation, molecular function: protein binding. NCBI's taxonomy places the organism in Eukaryota, Metazoa, Chordata, Mammalia, Diprotodontia, Vombatidae. The transcript has 28 exons. The record is from RefSeq and is a predicted model, not a curated record.